AUGGAAAUAUUUACUGAACAAUUUAUUUUUAUUAAUUUGAUUAAUACAAAUGAAAAAUUAUCUAUGAAUAUUAUUUUAAAGAAAUUAUUAAAUGAUAUGAUGUCAUUUUCUCUUAAUCAAUAUCAUCAUUUUCAAAGUCAAUAUCAUUUAAUUAAUUGUAAUUGUAAAACUUAUGUUGAAAAUUAUCAAGAAGGAUAUCAUAUUCCAAGUGUACAUUCAACACUUAAUAAAUCUAUUUAA
Molecule: messenger RNA, 240 nt
Organism: Rotaria sordida
Lineage: Eukaryota; Metazoa; Rotifera; Eurotatoria; Philodinida; Philodinidae
Source: the annotation of a GenBank genome assembly